UACCGCAUAACCUCAUUUCGGGGGAGUUUUCCGGAAUUUCCACGUCCCCGACAUUUCGGGCACCUAAACUUCCUCACCCCUAAUUCUUAUACCAGAGUUUUAUGUCGGUUUUUCCGCCACAUGUAACGCAUGCACGGUGCCAAUCUUUUUUUAGCAUCUUGUACCCUUACCUACGCACUUUCUGUCCUAAUCACGUGCCUUAAUCCUGAAACCGUUACGUUAGCUUAUCUCGGUCAUUAACCUAUCGCUUUCUGUCUUUCACAGAGUCGUGUAGAAUCGAACUUGAAUGGCAGCAAUUUUUUGGCCCUUCCUCCGUAGCGAAUGACUCUUCCUCCGUCUAAAGUUAAGUAUUAAUUUCGCGUUUAAGUGGAGUUUACAGCUAUUCUUAUUUGCCCUCCUGUGUUCGCCCUGCUGAUGUUUGACAGGGUCUUCAUAAUGACAAAAGACAAGCAAAUUGACAAGGAAGUCAAUGUAUCUUGAAACUUAGUCCGAUGCAUAGACUCAUAUCGUUAGGCUGUCACAACAUAGGAUGAAAAGGAUUGGGUCACAGUCCAUAGAUUCCAGGAACUAAGGGUCCAUGAUUUAUCAGCAGACCUCUUCUUCUGAAUAUGCUUCGUUCAUCACUCGAAAAUGUUUCUGUUGGCUGGGAUCAAGUGAAUUGCUGCAAACAAGAAGAAUUUUUCAAUGCUCUACAAGCUUGAAGUAGGACUCAAAUGCAUUGGCGUCCUCCUGAUCAGUUGUAAUGUUUUAUAUUCCUACUCUAAUCAAUGGUGUAAGCUUGAUCAAUAGAUUUUCAGGAAAAACAUACCAUGGAAGGUGAUGCUAAGCUCCCUAUUUCUGUAGUUAGAAAAACUUCCUUGAAAUCUGCUGAAUUGCUCGGUGAUAAGAACUUAACUCCUAUUUCAAGUCAAGAAAAACAAACAGCUCUUCAUCAUGCAGCUCAGGUUGGAGAUGAAAAGCUUGUGCGCAUCUUACUGGAAAAAGGAGUCAGUUGUUCCCCGAGAGAUAAUGAUGGCUUUACUCCUUUGUUAAUUGCUUGUGAAAGAGGAUUUCUAGAUGUUGUGAGGCUUUUACUAAAUCCUCACAUACCUGGUUUUAAGGAUCAACCACUCCCCGUUGCUUUGAUCAGAGCUUUAUCUCUUGGCCACGAGGAAAUUGUCCUGGCUUUGUUAGAUGCAGGAGCCAGCCCAAAUACUGUACUAGAGCCCGAUUUGACUCUUCCCUCUCGAUCGAGUCACCGUCAUACCGAAUUUGGCUUAUCUCCAUUAUUUCUGGCUUGUGAAGAAGGUCACCUAAGAAUUGUGACCCAUCUCCUCAAGCGAGGAGCACAGAUCAACUGGAGAAGGCCGAUUGAUAACUAUUCUGCACUUCACAUUGCAUGUCAAAAAGGUCACACGGAAAUAGUCAGUGUGCUACUUAAUAAUGGUGCUUUAGUCAAUGUAAAAGGCAACAAUGGUAUAACACCUCUGCAUUUGGCUGCAGUUAAGGGGUUUUUGAAGAUAGUGGAGUUACUCAUCGCAAAAUCCGCUGAUGUAAAUGCACAAGCAUCCAAAGGCUCGACAGCAGUCCUUUUAGCAGUGGAAAAGGAGCAUGAAGGUAUUGUCAAGUUACUUCUAGAUAAUGGUGCUGAUAUCGGUGCUAAAAAUGAAAAUAACGAUAGCCCUUUGUCCUUGGCAAUUGAGAUGCAAAAUUUAUCCCUUGUAAGUCUUCUUCUACAAUACAGUCCUACCUUUGAUGAUAAAAUAUCCGAACUUGUUACUCGCAUGAUUACCACCGAUUUUCUAAAAACAAGCCGUAAAAUAGUUAAUGCUCUGUGUGAGUGUGGUUUCACGCCAAGAAAAGAGGAUGCUAAAAAUGGCAAAAUUCUAUGGGCAGCUGUUAAUAAAGGCCACUAUAAAAUAGUGAAGCAGCUUUUGAACUUUGGAGCAGACUGUAGGCAUAAAGAAUUUGACUCCACUCUUCUACAUAUUGCAGUAGAAAACGGUUACAUUGAAAUAAUUAAACUCCUCCUGAACUUUGGUUGUGUUGUUAAUGCAGAAGAUGGAUUAGGGAACACACCUGUGUUUUAUUCAAUGAGAUGCCGUGACAAAAACAAUUGGCCAAUAAUUAUUCAGCUGCUGUUGGAUAAAGGUGCAAAUCUCAAAAAAGCUCCCAUAUUGCUUCAUGAGGCUGUCUUCAAAGAAUCUCUUAAAACUUGUGAAUUACUCGUAGAAAAUGGAGCAGACAUCAAUGCUAUUGUGGAAGGCUACUCACCUCUUCAGCUGAUCGUAUCGGACUGUGACAGGUUUUUUUACUUUUUCCGGAAACAACGUGACCCCAAGGAUAUUGAUGACUCUGAAAAGAUUCAGAUUCUUAAUUUUUUAGUAGGCAAAGGAGCUGACUUCAAUGUUACAACAAACAGAGGUCUCGCAGUUCUGCAUCUUGCUGCGUUGAAAGGAUGUCAUGAAGCUGUUGAAACUCUGCUCAAUCACGGAGACAAUGUGAAUUCAUGCACAAAUGACAACUCGGUGCCUUUGCAUUUUGCUGCUGAAAAAGGCCAUGUCAGUGUGUUAGAAGCUCUCUUAAGAAAGAAAGCAGAUGUCAAUGCACGACGGGACAAUGGUGACACUCCAUUACAUUGUGCGGCUUUCAAAGGGCAUGUCAGGGCUGUCGAAAUCCUCUUGGAAUUCAAUGCAGAUGUCAACGCUGUGGCACUUGGAGGAACAGCUCUUCACUAUGCUGUACUGAAAAAUUGGAACGAAGUUGCCACCGUUCUACUAAAUAAUGGCAUUGAUGUAAAUAUUUCUAAUCGAGAUGGACGAACAGCUUUUGACCUUGCUGAUAUUCCGUGUUCACCCUCCAGUCUUGGGAUUGAAAAUCCUAUGCUUCCAAGGAAGAGUGAUUGUCAUGUUGACCGUAACCUAAUGAUAGGUCAAGCUCUUGUAAGGCAAGUAAUCAAACUAACAGUUGCAAAGUUGAAUAUGUGCGACAAAAUCUAUCAAAAAUUUCCUGUUGACAGUGGUUGGUUACUUCAAUUCAAAUCAGACUGCGAGGAAGAGUUAAGAAAGAUGAAGCUUGAAUUCAUCGGCAGGAAUCUCAAUCUCCACGAUAUUUUGAUGACAAAUCAGCGCAACCCCCAAUUUGUCAAAAAUGAACUGUUAGUCCAGUCCAUUGAAGCCCUAAGUCAGGAAAAGUUUCCAAUUUAUUACCACUUAAUAAUGAAUGGUUUGAAGAAAAAUAGGAUGAGGGCUGCUCUUGUGAGUCAAGCAGGAAUCUACCUUGGCAUGAUCUUAAAAACCAGCAAUGUGUUCUGUAUCCGUAAAUCUCCCGCACUCCCUGCUGAACUUCUUGUCGAAAUUGCAUCGCAUCUAAGUGAUAAGGACUUAAAGUGUUUAAUUGCAUGUGGUGAAGAGAUGAAAAAACAGUUCCGUAAAUAAUGUUCCUGCCUUCAAGGCUGCUCUUAGCAGAUUUUCCAAUGAUUUUUGGAGAGAGAGAUAUUGACUGAUGUGUACUUUCAGCUGUAUUUGCUGGGUUAAUAAUUUAAUAACCCAUUUCCAAACAGUUACAUUAAAAGUGUAAGAGGAGCAGAGCUUGUGCUUUGAGGUUGUAAUUGUUUGCAUGGUUUUUUUGCUUAAUACCCUGCUAAUUUAACACUGCAAAAGGUAUUAUGAGCAUUUGCUUCUGGAAUUAUACUUAAAUGAUUUAUGUCAAAUAACUUACAUAAUUUGCACAUUUAGACAAUUUGGAGUAUAAAUGUAAGAUAUUAGUUCAACUUUUGUUAUGAGAUUAAGAUAUGCGAUUUCUAGCAAUGUUUGUUGGAAUGGCUCAAGCACAUUGCACACGGCAGAUAUCAGCCUUGAUGAAACUUGGUUAACUUCCUUAGUUUUAAUUAGCCUUCAACUUGUUUCAUUGAUUCAGUCCAUUUCUCAUAGAGACUUGUGCUCAAGAGCUGAUGAGCUGAUCCAAUUUUAAAGAACUGACUUUACAUUUUAAUAUUUUAUAACUUUCAUUUUAAAUUUCUUACUUUUAGACUAAUUAAAUGUCCUUAAAGAUGAAGGUAUCAUUUUUUAAAAGUUUUUUUCACAGUUCUAUGUCAUUUGUUAGUAUCAUUAAUUUUUUUCUUCGGUAAUCAUUCAAAACUUUAAAAGUUUCCAAUAAAAACCGAUUUGUUUGGUCAUGUUUUGCCUCAAUUAAUGUUGGUUAUUCCUUCAAUGCUUAAUCUGAUUGUUCCAACUUAAAAAUUAUAUUUAGCUUUGUUUCUAUAUUUGUUACCAGUUCCCUUCAUUUCCUGUCUUUUUCUUAUCUUUUUUUAUUAAUGUUUUCUAUUUAGUAAAUUUAACCAAAUAA
Molecule: messenger RNA, 4326 nt
Organism: Bemisia tabaci
Lineage: Eukaryota; Metazoa; Arthropoda; Insecta; Hemiptera; Aleyrodidae
Source: RefSeq, a predicted model, not a curated record